Molecule: messenger RNA, 3495 nt
Organism: Tarenaya hassleriana
Lineage: Eukaryota; Viridiplantae; Streptophyta; Magnoliopsida; Brassicales; Cleomaceae
Product: serine/threonine-protein phosphatase 4 regulatory subunit 3A-like
Exons: 24
Coding region: 309-2948 (879 amino acids)
Biological process (GO): protein dephosphorylation
Cellular component (GO): nucleoplasm; protein phosphatase 4 complex
Molecular function (GO): protein phosphatase activator activity
Source: RefSeq, a predicted model, not a curated record
GGUCGGGGGAAUUCAUAGUUGGGGCAAAAGGAAAGGAUAUAAAAAGGAGGAGAGAGAAACUAGUGAGAGAGAGGGGAAGGGGAGAAAGCGAAUGUUAAAGGAUUUGUGCUGCUACGUUAAUGGCGGUUAGGGUUUUCUGUUGAUUCAACCCCCCGAAAACCUUGACCUUUGGCCUAUAUUCUCGCCUCUGGUUCCGUAUCUCUCCUCUUUGCUACAAAACCCUAAUUUCGCUUCGGUGUCGACCUCGGUCUCACUCAUUUUCGCGGCUCGAUUUGGGAUUGGAGUCUCGGGACCAGGAGAGGCUAGCGAUGGGCGCUCCGGACAAAUCGCAAUCCAACUCCAAUUCGAUGCAGAGAGUGAAGGUCUAUCAUCUAAACGACGAUGGUAAAUGGGAUGACCGAGGAACUGGACACGUCACUAUUGAUUAUAUGGAGCGAACAGAAGAACUGGGUCUAUAUGUGAUUGAUGAAGAUGACAAUGAAACUCUACUUGUGCACCACAUCAGGCCUGAGGACAUCUACAGGAAGCAAGAAGACACAAUUAUCUCAUGGAAAGACCCGGAGCGCUCAACAGAUAUGGCUUUGAGCUUUCAAGAGACUGCAGGAUGCUCUUAUAUUUGGGACCAAAUCUGUACAAUGCAACGAAAUAUGCAUUUCAACUCUCUUAACACAGGCGAAACAUUUCACAGUAUGAAUAGUCAGCUGAGGGAGCUGCCUGCUGUAGAGCUUUCUACUCUUCCUCUAAUAGUCAAGAUUGUGACUGAGAGUGGUAUUACAGAUCAAAUGCGACUGACUGAACUCAUUUUGAAGGAUAAUGGUUUCUUCCGGAAACUGAUGGAUGUAUUCAAAAUCUGCGAGGACUUGGAAAAUGUGGAUGGCCUUCACAUGAUAUUCAAUAUAAUCAAAGGAAUCAUUUUGCUCAAUAGUCCUCAGAUCUUUGAGAAAAUCUUUGGGGAUGAAUUCAUCAUGGAAAUUAUCGGGUGUCUUGAAUAUGACCCUGAUGUUCCUCAGUCCCAACAUCACCGGAAUUUUUUGAAAGAGCAUGUUGUUUUUAAGGAGGCUAUACCGAUUAAAGAUCCUCUUGUCCUUUCUAAGAUACACCAGACAUACAGAAUUGGUUAUUUGAAGGACAUUGUUUUGGCUUUGGUACUAGAUGAUGCUACAGUUGCAAACUUAAAUUCAAUAAUCCAUGCAAACAAUGCUAUUGUUGUUUCUUUGCUGAAGGAUGACAGCACCUUUAUCCAAGAAUUAUUUUCAAGGUUGAAGUCACCUUCUACGUCUGCAGAAUCCAAGAAAAAUUUGGUGUAUUUCUUGCAUGAGUUUUGUAGUUUAAGCAAGAGCCUCCAGGUGGUGCAGCAGCUGCGACUUUUUAGGGACCUUAUUAAUGAAGGGAUUUUUGACGUCAUAGCGGAUGUCUUGCAGAGUCCAGACAAGAAACUUGUUUUAACCGGGACAGACAUCCUCAUUCUUUUCAUGAAUCAGGAUUCCAACCUAUUACGUUCUUAUAUUGGUCGACCAGAAGGAACUUCCCUCCUUGGUUUCCUGGUUAAGGGAUUGAUGGAAGAUUUUGGUGAUAAAAUGCAUUGUCAGUUUCUCGAAAUUAUAAGAAGCCUACUGGAUUCAAAUGCAUUGUCUAGUGGAGCUCAGCAGAGAGCAAGUAUCAUGGAUAUUUUCUAUGAGAAGCAUCUACCUGAGUUAGUUGAUGUUAUAACUGCCUCAUGUCCUGAGAGGCCUGACAAUAAAUCUGAAGGUGUGGCCAGAAAAGUUGGAAGCCAUCAUGGUGCAAAGCCUGAGGUGUUGUCAAGCAUUUGUGACUUGCUGUGCUUUUGCGUUAUGCAAGAUUCAUCCAGGACAAAGUACAACUUUCUUCAUAAUAAUGUGAUAGAGAAUGUUUUGCAUCUCACUCGAAGAAAGGAAAAAUACUUAGUGGUUGCUGCUAUUCGCUUUGUCCGAACUCUUCUUGCUGUACUUGAUGAAUAUGUGCAGAAUUAUAUUGUUAAGAGCAACCUUCUGAAACCGAUUAUCGAUGUGUUUGUUGCCAACGGCAACCGAUACAAUCUACUGAACUCUGCUGUGCUGGAUCUUCUUGAGCACAUACGCAAGGGAAAUGCAACAGUGUUACUCAAAUAUGUGGUUGAUACCUUCUGGGACCAGUUGGCUCCGUUUGAGUACUUGACCUCCAUUCAGGCUUUCAAGGUGAAAUAUGAGCAGUGCUUAGAAAGUGCUGGACCAAAGAGCAAUGCUGAUUCAGUCAACCCUAGAAGAAGAACCGAUGAGCGUGCUUUGGAUAAAGAGGAGGAAGAUUACUUCAAUGAGGACAGCGAUGAAGAAGAUUCAGCAUCUGCUUCUAAUACACAAAAAGAACAACUGAAGUCCCAUCUCUCCAAUGGAGUGGCUGCAAGCUAUGCAUCUUCAAGCCCAAGGUCUGGUGGAUUGGUAGACUAUGAGGAUGAUGAUGAUGGUGAUGAUGAAGGCUAUAAACCACCUCCACGGAAAAAGCCGGAAGCUUCAGAGGAUGAAGUCGAGUUCCUUAAGCUUAAACGCAAAUCCCCAUCUGGUGAAAGAGAGAAGGAACCAUCAAAAAAACAAUGGUUGGUGAAAAGCUCCAGGAAGGAAAACGCAUUUACUGCCCUCUGCUCGACGCUUAGCCAGGCGGUUCAUCCUGGUAAGAUAACCACCGCAUCUGCAGCAACUCUUUCAACUGAAGGAACCAAGAACGCGCCCGAAGGACGCCAAGGAACAAUGGGAUCUGAGAACUCAAGAAAUUGUAACGACAAUGGCAGCAGCAGUUCAGAUGAGGAAAACCAUAAGGACGAGAAAGAAUCAACUUCGGGUAACUUGUCUGACAGCAAACACGAAGCAUCAGAGAACGGAAACCUUAAUGGUGGGGAGGAACCUCCGUUAGUAACUCCAAAGUCACCACCCAGAAUGGCUGUAAAUGGAUCCUGAGCUUCAAGACUUUAGGAUCGUUGAUUAUCUAUCUCUCUGUUACAGAAGGAAGACAGUUUCAAGGGGGCUGCAGGGCUCUGGACGAACAUCGGGAGAAAUCUGGAAAAGGAAUGACAGAGAGAGAGGCUUUGAUUCUGAUACUAGUGGAAGAAGAAACUGUACAGAGCGGACAAUGGAUGGGGACAAGAGGUGGUGUUCUUCUUGUUCAUAGUCGUUGGCCGCCCCUUCUAUAUCUAUAUAUAUAGCACCAGAAAAAAGAUGGUUAAGGAGACAGCCCAUUCUAGGGUGGGAGUAAAUCUGCGAGUUCGCAUUUGUAAGCUACAAUCCAUCAAAUCAUCACUAACUAACUCUUCAUUCAUCCAAACCCCGAAUGGUUCCUUAGAUCUUUUCCUUUUAUAAUAUUAAUUUAGUCUUUCUAUAUAAUAAGUUUCAUUUUUCUUUUCGGUGUUUUUCAUUUGUUGUAAAAUAUGUUUUGACGCAUGGGAUUUUGUUGUGGGGGUUAGAGAGGAUGCUCAGAAUGUGAAGCACCGUAUUGAUUUUCUUCUUA